AAGUAACGCGUAAGAAUAGGAUUCCCAUAUAAAUAUUUUUAGAAAAAAGACGUGUAAUUUAAUAUAGUAUUUUGAUUUUUAUAAAUUCAUAAAAAAAUUCUGAAUAAGUUUUCAAACUUCAGGUGAUCUCUGUGUUGAACAAAAUUGAACUACAAAGGCUCUGAUAAUUGAAUCUGAAUAUAAAAAUGGGGGACAAGAAUGAAAAUGCUGACAAAGGACUGUUUUCUAGUCUUGCUGGAUAUGCUAUAGGACAUCACCAUGGAGGCUAUGGGGCAUAUCCACCUCAAGGAUAUGGAUAUCCACCACAAGGUUACCCGCCUUCUGGCUAUCCUCCUCACGGUGGAUAUCCACCAGCAGGAUAUCCUCCUCACGGUGGAUACCCACCAGCAGGAUAUCCUCCACCUGGGGGAUAUCCUUCUGCAGGUUAUCCUCCCGCUUACUAUCCGGGUCCAUCAGCUCCACAUCAUGGGCAUGGCGUACCUCAUAUAGGUGGGGGAAUGCUAGCUGGUGGUGCAGCAGCAGCAGCUGCUGCAUAUGGGGCUCACCAUCUCAUGCAUAGUCGUCCUCAUGGCCAUUAUGGCCCUUUUGGCCAUCAUGGCAAGUUUAAGCACGGAAAAUUCAAGCACGGGAAGUUUGGCAAACAUGGCAUGUUUGGCAAACACAAGUUCAUGAGGCACAAGCGAUGGAAGUGAUCAUUCAUUGCCCAAAGUUACAAGAUUGCUGCUAUCGUUUCUUUGCUUGUUACUUUUCUGUUGACGAUGAAUUUCUGCUGCAUUUUGGGUGUCUAUUUACUGAUAUUAAUAUAUUAUCAUCACUCUCCAUAUGGUUUCGUGUAUAUAUAGUUUUCAUAUAAAGUUGAUGACGACUUUCUGCGUGGUGUCAUCCGUAUUAUUACACUUUUAAAGUCUGAUUUGUCAUCCAUUUGGAUUGGAGGACUGGAAAAAUGACUUUAGUUUUAUUAGUGAUCUUGCAUGGACCGAGAUGACUUAUUUUACAUUGUAUUUUUGUUUAAUCAUUGGAUUUGCAAGGUUAGACUUAUA
Molecule: messenger RNA, 1040 nt
Organism: Solanum dulcamara
Lineage: Eukaryota; Viridiplantae; Streptophyta; Magnoliopsida; Solanales; Solanaceae
Product: glycine-rich protein A3
Exons: 3
Coding region: 186-692 (168 amino acids)
Source: RefSeq, a predicted model, not a curated record